GCGACGCCUCAUAACUUCCUUCCCACUCCGUUUUCCAUUUUCAAGCUCUACUCUUAUCUCUCUCUCUCUCCCCUAAAUUCUCUCUUCCUCCCUCCCAUCUCUGUUUCACCAUUCUCUCUCUUCCUCGUUCGAUUCUAUCGGAAUCUUUUCUGAAUUUGGCACUCUUUUCUUUUGCUCAUUCGAUAAUCCAUCCCUCUGCGACAUUCCCAAUCCGGGACUGUCGGUACCCGGCCGUCGGAGGCCUCUUCUCCUCAUCUCUCCGGCCGGAAGUCUCUAUGAGCUUUUCGUCUUAUACUACCUGGGAUUGGGAUGUUGUCGACAUAUUUGAUUUGAAAUUUCAUGCGAAGUGAACGAAAAGGAGCGAUCGAGAAAUCACGAAUACUUGGGAUCUUGAGAGAUUUGAUGUUAUGAGGGGUUAGGCGAUGGAAUAGUGAAUGGGAGAUUGUUGAAAUGAAGCGCAUGGAUUAUAUCUUGGAAUGCGAUCUCCGUAUUUCAGAGUUUCAAGAGGUCGUGGAAUGGGGCAAAAGCCGCGCCGUUCUUUUCGAGGUUGCGAGAUAUUGUUUAGUUCGCGGCGGCGAUGAAUAAUUCGCAAGUACUGGUUGAGUUUCAGUAAUUGAAAUCUAACGAUUUCGGGUUAUCGCUUAACUUCUGUUCGUCAUGGAUAGAACAUAGGCUGGGGAUUAAAUCCGGAUGGCCGAAGAAACUUGUAGUCCCCAUCUUCCAUUUCUCUGAUAAACACAAUGCAUUGAUUGCUCGCUGACAGGAGAGCUAGCGAAGUAAUCCAUUUCUGAUUCAAUACUCUCUUACAGCGUGAUAGAACCUAGAACCAGAUUUAAUCGAAUCAUAAAGGGUUUGGAUAUCUUGAUUUGUUUAUCGCAUUUCAUGUUCUUGUUGCAUUUUACAGGCGGUGAUUUUCAGACUUGAUCUGAUUCGAAAAUUGAAGAGUGGUGCCUGAAAACAUAUGGAAUCUGGGCGAAAGAUUGAGGCCGGUGAAUCAAAUACACAUCCUAGCAAAACUUUAAGCUCCGCCUUAUCCUCGGCAUCUAAUUCCUCCUCCGACAGCUCCUUCGAAUUGGUUGUAAAUGAGCCCGGCCUAUACGUUGGUGGUACGACGAGUGACUCUUUGAAAAAAGAGUUGCAUGCUGCAGGACACCCGGAUUCUGAUUUUGCGUUUAUCAAUGGCAAUGAAUCUUCCCUUCGUGAUGGUGUGAUUGAAUUCCCAAAGCCUGCAAAGGACAAAGAUAUCAAGGCUGUGGUGAAGAACAGCAGGUCAGGCAGCGAGGAAACAACUCAAUAUCCUCAAACUCAAGUGAUGGAGCGAGCUGAUAAUCCUAAUUCACCUGGAUAUAGAAUCCCAUCUCAUGUCUUUUCUAGAACUAAAUCUACAACGCCUACAGAAUGGAGUGGUGCUUCAAAUGAAUCAUUGUUCAGUAUUCAGAUGGGAACCAUGAGUUUUACCAGAGAACAAUUGUGUUGGAUAGGAAAAUCAGGCGAGCUAUAUAGGUCUGGUGAAUUAGCCAUGAGCGUAUCCCAGGCUUUGAAUAUGAAACAUUCUGAAUGUGGGUUGAAGGGCACCCAUCAAGAUGGUGAUAUGGCAGUCACUGAAGCACGAUGUGCCCAAACAAUGAGGGAGGUUAUAAGGGAAAAUUCAGAAACCAACCGCAUGGGAAGUUCUACUCUAACAGAGUCGUCAUCUCAGUCAGCCAGCGUUUCUCAUCAGUCAGAAAGCAGCACACAAUCUUUCCAGUUUCCCAUAUUGUCAGGAGAUGGAGCAAAAAGCAUUUCUUUUAAGGGAGCAGAACCCGAGAAGGAGAAGUCGAAUCACGAGACGAAUAAUGAAUUGCAACAUUCAGCUUCAUCAAAUCCACAGAUCCCCAAGGAAUCGAGCUCAGACGAAUCUCCAAAAGCAGAUUCAAAUGUGGCUCCUCCAAAGAGAUGGCUUUCUUGCUUAUCUUGCUGCUCCUUCCGUAGUUGAGAGAAGUGUACAGGCACAGUUUCUCGGUUCUUGGUAACUGGAUAAGCCAUCUUUGGACGCAAACUUUGUGCUAAAUCAUCUGUGUCUGAUGUUGACAACUUCAGUGCCGAUGAUGCUGAUGAAAUUGCAAGAAAGAAAAAACAGUUCAAAGAAGCUUGAAAUGAUCGUCUCCAAUCAAAUGUGGCUUCUCGUUUGUCUGUACUUCUCCUUCCUUGAUGAAACAUGAGAGUGGUACCCAUUGUAUCGUUUGAUUGGAAUGAUAUGAUACCCAAUGGUGCUCGUUGUUGGUUGUCUUUUGCCCCUUCUGGGUCUGGGAAGUGUCAAAGAGCUUCAAGGAAGCUGAUGAACAAACGUAGAUAGGUGCGAAUGAAUGGCUUCGAGUUUGAUCGAAUUGGAUGUUGAGUUUUGAAACGAAGGGAGGAGUCAUUAUUGUUGUUGCUGCUGCUGCUGCUGUUGCUGCUUUAGAUUUGCUUGUACGUGGUGGAACUAUGUAGCGAGAGCAAGACCAUAGCUUCUUCUCUUAUUGCCCUGUCGAUAAUCCCUUUUUGUUCCCCUUUAUAAAUACAACUGUUAUUUGACAGUUUUGUUUCUCUGUGUUGGUUAUCUUACUUGAGUGUAAUGAUUACUUGAGAAUUACCGUCC
Molecule: messenger RNA, 2617 nt
Organism: Cucurbita maxima (winter squash)
Lineage: Eukaryota; Viridiplantae; Streptophyta; Magnoliopsida; Cucurbitales; Cucurbitaceae
Exons: 4
Coding region: 962-1975 (337 amino acids)
Source: RefSeq, a predicted model, not a curated record